UCGAGCUAAAUAUGAUUCCAAGGGGAGUCAUAUCCAGUUUAUCAUCAUUGCAAGUUUUGAAAAUGUACAACGUUGGUUUUCUUUGGGUCGAAGAAUUGGAAGAUAAUAUAUUGAGGGAAAAGAACAAGCUAAUAGAGGAGCUACAAUGUUUGGAACACUUGAAUGAAUUGAGCAGUACAAUAAGAAGUGUCUCAGAUCUCCAGAGUUAUGUCAACACCCACACAUUAGUCAACUGUACUCGAGCUCUAUGGCUUAAUUUGUUUCCAAGUAAACAAUCUCUCAACAUUUGGUGGUUGGCAAAUAUGAAGAAUCUAGAAGAUAUGGUUAUAAUUGGUGGAAGAAAUUCAGAAGAGUUGGGUAUUAAUGUUGUAAUGGAAGAGAUAGAAGCACAUGAUGCAGGUGGAGGUCUGGGCAACUCAAUGAUCUCAAGGAAGACAUACUUUAAUAGCCUUCAUACAUUGACUUUAGGAGGAAGCCUCAGAUUGAGGGAUAUGACAUGGGUUAUUCUAGCUCCAAAUUUGACGUGUUUGAAUGUGCAAGUGAACGAGCAUAUAGAAGAGAUAAUAAGUGUUGAAAAGUUAGAUGAUGUUCAAGUUGGGGAUGAAAAUUUUAACCCAUUUUUUAAACUCCAAGUGCUCAGGUUGCAUGUUUUACCACAACUGAAAAGCAUAUAUCCCAAAGCCUUGUCCUUUCCCUCUCUAGAAAAAAUCGAAGUAAAUGAAUGCCCACAGCUUAAGAAGCUGCCAUUAAACUCGAGCAGCGCAAAUGGAGGCAAAGUUGAGAUUAAAGCAGAGGAACAAUGGUGGAAAGAUGUUGAAUGGGAGGAUGAUUCUACUAAAACUACCUUUCUACCGUGCUUUGUGCAUUCUCGCUCCCUUUGGGGAUGAGCUGGCAAACUAUUGAAUGGUGCUGUGAGAGCAAAUGCUGCAUUUGGCUUUGGAUGCUGUGUUGGUGGAUGUGUUACAGCCAAAUGGAGUGAUUUUGGUACUCAAGUAUCAGGACUGCAAUUCUUGCGCAUUUUCUGUUACUGCAUGCGUAGCUUUUUUGCUUUGAUUUUAUUUUGAGAUGUUUUC
This is a messenger RNA of Hevea brasiliensis (rubber tree), 1073 nucleotides long. RefSeq names its product probable disease resistance protein At5g63020. Bases 12 to 887 code for a protein of 291 amino acids. Lineage: Eukaryota; Viridiplantae; Streptophyta; Magnoliopsida; Malpighiales; Euphorbiaceae. The record is from RefSeq and is a predicted model, not a curated record. The transcript has 2 exons.